This is a messenger RNA of Belonocnema kinseyi, 969 nucleotides long. RefSeq lists its product as uncharacterized. Lineage: Eukaryota; Metazoa; Arthropoda; Insecta; Hymenoptera; Cynipidae. The coding region runs from base 1 to 969 and encodes 322 amino acids. The record is from RefSeq and is a predicted model, not a curated record. The transcript has a single exon.
AUGGGUCGAGCCCUUCCUCAAGAAGAGGGAGCAAUGUUCCUAUCACCGAGAACCUGUCUCGUCUGCCAUGAAGCUAAGCAAGAAAAUUUGAAGAAAUGUUCUGGCUGUCCAUACGCGACUUUUUGCAGUGCACAUCCCAGCAGUUGCAGUCACGAUCAAGUUUGUAGCAUGAUAAACGACAAGUAUGAAUUCCAAACGAGAUUGAGUAAAUUAAAGUUAUCAACAGCAGCAGCCAUUCAAGCAAUCGUCAACAGCACAACAGUCCACAAAUCUCUAAAACUACCAACUUCAGUAGCAGAUUAUUUAUACAGAUAUGCUCAGACUCCAGUUACAAUUCCUGAAGACGUGAAGAUCCACACGUCAAUUUAUUUCACCAAAUCAUUAACACUCUUCAAUGCUUUGCAAAAACUAAAUUACAAUCCCCGAUUAAAAAUGGUUGUUUAUAUUGUUGCACAGUUCACACCAUUUCACGUAUCAGUUUACUGGGAGGUUCUGCUACACCUGCUACCAAAAUUGAUCAACUUAAAGAUCAUCCUAUUCGAGCCACCGGAGGACCUCAAAUAUACAAUUAAUGUAUGCGAAAAAUGCCGCUCCAAGAAGAAAACAUUGACCUUAGAAUUUGUUUCAACUAGUUUCGUUGAGUAUGUCAAAUCUAAAAGUCAUACAAAAGCGGAUUUUGUUGCCUUAUACAAUUAUGAUCCUCUCCAGGAAGAGAAUCUGUUUGUCAAUACUUCGUGCAAAGUUGUGAAGAAUUUUGACUUCAUAACUUGUCCAUUGCUUUUGACGACUGUGACGGAAAAGAAGGCGAUGGCUGCAAGUGAGAGGCUGCGAUCUAAUUUAAAAAAUUGUGAGAUCUGUUAUGCUGGAAAGAACGACUUUGCACCUAUAAAACCCGAAGUUGAUUGGGAAACCGAAGGGAUCUCUAUACCAAAUCAGUUUCUGAUGGUUAUGAAACCAAGAGAGUCUUAG